CAGCGUCAUAAAGCGGUCGCGUUAUUGUGUAUUAAAGCCUUCAUCAUAGCUCGUCUGUGCAACCGAUACGGACUUAUUGUUUUAAACCAGUGAAUAUAAGUUGUUUAGACGCUACACAUCCUAUAAACGCGUGGAAUUGCGUUGUAUCGGGAAGGUGGCAGGUUCUUCCCUACGAUAUCUACGGGUUAAUAUUCAGGUCACGUUUGGGGAGAAAAGUCGGAGGAAUAGAUUUACUUUGGCACUUCGAUAUGAAAGGAACGGUAAACAUCAGUAACACAUGGGUGUUACCGGAGGAGGGCUUCCCCGUUUUCUACCGCUACUUCAGGGAUCGCAUCUCGUGGUACGAGGCUGAUGCUGUCUGCCAGUUCCAUCAUGCGAACCUCGUCACAGUUGAUACAACGGCUCAGUACGACGCGGUGAGGGCCUACCUAAAGGAAUUGGACAUCUCCAGUGCUGUGUGGGUCGGCCUGAUUCGCAGCAAUCCAGAUGGCGACUUUACGUGGACAGAUUAUCGCGGCUUAAGCGGCGAUGGCUACUGGAGUGCUGCACCGGAUGCGCGCUCGGCUCCGUUAUGUGCAGCUGCUGACCCAGCUGCAGACUACCGCUGGGAGGCACGAGCUUGCGGUGGCCCUUCAGUGGCUUCAUUCAUUUGUGAACUCCCAGUUCCACAAUGGGCACUUGGAAAUGAUGGUUGCAUGGUGAAAGCUUUGCCGGCUCUGACAGCCCUAUAUUUACCUGAAAGCGCGGCGGUACAGCUCACUGCGGAUUGCGGUCUAGCUGGCGUGAAACGCGUUCAAUGUACUGGAAACAUGAAACGUGAAGAUCUCUUAAGACAGUUAUCAUGUACUGAAGAUGAACAAACAUCUACUUCUUCAGUUAUGAUAUCGUCGAAUAUGUUCUAUGAAACUUCAACAGAAUCCGUAGUUUCCGAUCAAGAUAUGAAUGAUAAUAAUGAAGCUAGUACAGAAGAAAGUAAUACAACUGAACAUGAAGAUGAUAUCAAUCAAUCUAGCACUAAGCUGUUAACUAAAACUUUUGUAAUUUCAAGUACCGUAAAUCCAAGGACACAUGAACGAGAAAUGCCCAUCACAAAUUACAGAGUUCCAUUGGAUAAAAAUAUUGACUUAGACAUUAUAGAUAACAAUAAUCUUUUGAAUAAUGAUAUUCCAAAAUUAGCCAAUAAUGAUGAAUUCUUCACAAAUGAAGAAACUGAGAAGUUAGAAGACGAAAGGAACAUGCAACAUAAAAAAUUACACGAUGAACUUGCACGACUUGGUAACUUUGAAACAAUAUUUAGCCAACCCACUGAUCAUUUUGUACCACCUUUAGUUAUGGCAAAAGCUAAAAUUAGUGAUGAUAUGACAGCUUUGUCAAUUGAAGAAAAGAUAGCACAACAGUUUGCUGAAACACAAUUAAUAGGACAUGAUAACAUACAAAAUGAUAAUAUCGAUAUUAAAAACGACACCAAAGAAAUUUCUUCAGCGGAGACUCUAGGUAACUUAUCCACAACGGACAAUCCAUUGACAAAUGUCAUGUCUUCCACUAGGAUCAGUGAUUACGUAAGUAACACUAAAAAUGUCUUACCAAAAAAAUAUAAUAAUAAAUACGAUUAUGCUAAAGUGAAAUCUUCAAAGAACCGAAUCUCUACUAAAUCUACAGAACUUUCUUCAUCGUCAUCCAAAGUUAAUUCAGAAGGACUGUACUCAACAAAUACACCGUUGAAAACAUUUGAACAAAAAUUUCAUACUAAUAAUUACCGGUACCCAGAAGAAGAUUCAUCGCUUGAACUCACCGUAAUUAUAAAAGAACCUGAAUUGAGCAAUAACAAGGAUUUACAAACAAAUUAUUCCAUUUUAGACAUUUCUGAAAUUGAAAAAACCAAAUCUUCGGUAAACGAAACAGAAAAUAAAUUAGCAUACACUGUAACAACUGAUCGUCAAGUCAUAAUAAGCGAUGAAGUUAUCAAAAUUGAAAUUAUAAAUGAGAAAAACAGCAAUCAUUCUAAUAUAGACAUAACGGUGUAUGAAGUUACAACCAAAGUUCCGGUUUAUAAAGAUGAUAUUGAAAAUAACAAAAGUAAAAUAAUAAAACAGGUUAACCAACAAACAACGGCGCAACCUAUUGACUUACCACUAACAUUAAACGAAAAUUCUACUCUUACAUCUAUAAAUGAUUUAAUUACCGCUUCUAUUCGUCCAGCUGUGCGGAAUUUAUCUUCAUCUGAUACAAUAUCACAAUCUACUGAAGCAACCUUAAUAACUGUCACUAGUGAUUUGAGUGUUGGUACAGAUGCUAAUAAUUUGACGUUUGAAUUUAAAAGUCAAAAUAUAUCUGAAGACAUAUUUAAGUCAUCUAAUAUUUCAACUAAUGAAAAUGACGAUGGAGUAAAUGAAGCUGAUUUCAUUGAACAUCUAGAGAAAAACGACACUUAUGUAACAUCCGAGAUUGAUGACUUUCAAUCGCCCUUAUUGUCUGGUGCAAGUGAACCUUUACACAAACCUAACAGGUCAAGGCGACCGCAAACACAGAAUCGAGUUAAUAAAUUCAAUCCAUUUCGCAUUUUAGGUUAGAAAAUUUACAUAACAUUCCUGGAUUUUGACUGCCAUACAAGGAAGUUCGAAUAAUAAAAUAUAAAUGACUGAACCAAAGUAAAACAUCUACCUAGCGAGUAUUUCACAUUCACAAAUAUUGUGAUGGCACAGUGCACUUAGCUGAUUCUCAUUAUAUAAUUAAUCAGUGGUCUAUAGUAGAUUAAUUGUGAUUCAUAACAAUAUUUUAAAAAGUAUUUUCGCACUGCAUGUUUUCAUAAUAUCAAUCAUCUUUUAAUAUCACUGACAUUUUAAUGUCAUCAAUAUGUUUAUUAACUAAAGUAGUCAAUUCGUAUGUUUCAAUAAAGUAUAGCUAAAUGUUUUCACUAUAAAUGAUAAUAUGUUACAUCAUAUAUAGUAUUGAUACUUCGAUACGUUGCGUUACGCUUUUUAGACGACGCCUAUCAAAGCGAAGACGAUAAAUAAAAUUGGAAUAAUCUUAGUCUUUUAUCUAUUCUAAAAAACAUAUCUUAGAAACAUUAUGUUAAAUUGAUGAUGUAACUGUUUAACGAUAUUUGUUAAAGAUGUUCUAAAGACAUAUUAAUACUUCAUUUGCAAUUACUUUUCACCGAUUGCGAUAAUAAACAUAUUUUCGUUUAACUUUUGAAAAUAUACAAAGAGGUAUCUUUUUAUAUCUUAGAACAUACUUUAUACAAAUAAUAUUAGCCAAAGAUAUAGAGUCGUAGAACAUCAAUACCAUUAGUAGUAAAUAAGAACUAUUCAUAGUUAUAUUUACUGUUAUUAAGAAAAUGAAAAUUCAUAAAUCAUAUCAUUCUAGAAUAAGUCUUAAAUGUUUUAUAAAGAUACUCUAAGUAAUAAAUUAUAAAUUAAUUAAUAGCACAGUGAGUGGAAGGACUUCAACACGGACGAUGAGGAUAAAUAAUUACCAGUUAUGUAUUACGCUAAGCGUACUUGUAAACAGCUCAGCGGGAUGAAUCAUGAUCAAGUAAAAAUAAUAUAAAUUCUGUGGAAAGAAAUAAUUUGUGUAGAAGUCUAAAGAAGAAGUGUGAAGUGUGUCUUCAGUUUAUAAAUUGUAUUUAUCACU
Molecule: messenger RNA, 3633 nt
Organism: Nymphalis io (European peacock)
Lineage: Eukaryota; Metazoa; Arthropoda; Insecta; Lepidoptera; Nymphalidae
Exons: 7
Coding region: 249-2570 (773 amino acids)
Source: RefSeq, a predicted model, not a curated record